GACUCGUACAGCCUGGACUCGGGACCAUACCGGCCGCGGGCGGCUGACGGGACGGAGCCUCGUAGGCCCAGAGUGCCCGGAGUAGCAGCAAGGGGGAGGGCUCGGGGUGCGAGUACGCUACUGGAGAGCUGUUGGAGCAAAAACUGUGGUGGGAGUUAGUGUGGGUGUGUGAUUGUGAUGCCAUGAGUAAUUGUGAGGGAGUGAUUAUGAUGUGGAUGUUUGUGUAACGGUGAUGUCUUUGGUUGUGACUGUGGUGAAGUGUGUGAUACGUAUGUGAUUGUGAUUAAGGGUGUUGUGUAGUGAGUGUGAGCGUGGCGAAGUGUGCGUGUUUGUGAUAAAUAUAAUGGUUCUUUUCUUACUUGAAUUGACUUCUCUGUAGCAUUUGGUAUAGGAGGUAACCGCUUUAAAAAAAUUCUAUUUUUUAGUGAUUCUUCUUCUUUUUUGCCCACCCCUCCUUAGUCUCCUUUGCUGCUUUUUUCCCCCCCAACAGUCCUUGGCCCUGUUCUGUAGCUUUCCACUUUUCCUUGGUGAUCUUCUUCAGGUCCAUUAUUAUUUUAUGGCUUGCUUCCUUUAUUUUGUGUAUUAGUUAGCUAUUGCCAUGAUAAUAAUGAUGUUUAACAAAUCUCCCCUAAACUUAGUGGCAUACAAGGGCAAGUAUUUAUUAUGUUCAUAGGUUUGCAGGUUCCCUGUGUUCAACUGUUCUAGGCUGGACUUGGCUGAGUGGUUGGGCUGCAGGAUGAGUUCAGAUCUGCUUGGCAUGUGUUCUUUCUGGGGCUCAGGCCAAAACGACAGUAAUUACCAGGGCAUGUUCUUAUAAUGGAUCAACAGAGCACAGGACAGAUCAUGCAAACACCCUUAAAACCUCUGCUUCCAAAUGGACUAAUAUUACAUUAACCAAAACAAGUCGCAUGGCUAAGUUAAUAUCAAUUAUACCCACAGGUGGAGGGCAAGGCAAAGUUACCUGGCAAUGAGUGUUAAUGUAUUAGUAUAAUUCUAUUAGAGUGGGGUGAGGAAUUGGGACCAAAAUUGCAAUCUGCCACACUAAGAAACAUGCCUCUUUAUCCUGGUGAGUGCCUUUUAGUCCAAGUUCUCUUUUGUCUGAUAAUAUUGCUUUUCAGGUUUUGUUACUGUAUUUGUCAAUAAUUUAAUUUUGUAACCACUUAACUAUGUCCUUAUGUUUCAGAUCUGUUUCUUAUAAAGGAGCAUAUUCCUGGGCUUUUUACCCUUUUAUCCUGCUUGACUUAUUUUAAUAGGUCCUGGCUCCACAAGGAUAAAACAGAUCUAUGGUUUGAGUAGAAAGAAGCCUGAGGAACAGAAUCAUGGAAGGAGACCUUCUGACCUGAGACCUGCCUCCGAGGCUGGAGAGUACUGGGAAGGAGUGGAUCCUGGAGUUGCUCCACCUACAGUUUAUCUUGACGCUUCUAUCCAGAGCGGGGAAGGUGUGAAUGACUUCUCAACCUUCAGAGAUCAGCAAUAGCGAUGUGACAAUGGAGCAUUUGACCCAGAUGUUGGAAAGGAGAGGUUGGUGUUCUCAGGACUCUGCCCUUUCUGAGGAAGAAGAGGAUACAACCAGAUCUCUUGUGACAGUGACAUUUAAAGACGUGGCUGUGGACCUCACCCAAGAGGAAUGGCAGCAAAUGAAACCUGCUCAGAGGAACUUGUACCGGGAUGUGAUGCUGGAGAACUAUAGCAACCUAGUCACAGUGGGCUGUCAAGUCACCAAACCGGAUGUGAUAUCUAAAUUGGAGCAAGAAGAGGAGCCAUGGGUGAUGGAGGAAGAAAUGUUUGGGAGGCACUGUCCAGAAGUUUGGGAAGUUGAUGAACAGAUCAAGAAGCAACAGGAAACACUUGUGAGAAAAUUCACACCCAUCUCCAAGAAAACUCUGAUUAAAGAAAAAGUUAUUGAAUGUAAAAAAGUUGCAAAAAUAUUUCCUCUGAGCUCAGACAUUGUUACUUCGAGACAAAGCUUCUAUGAAUGUGACUCAUUUGAUAAUAGUUUGGAACAUAAUUUAGGCUUAAAUAGUUAUGAGAAAGACUGUAUAAGAGAGAAAAAUUAUGAAUGUAAUGAGUAUGGGAAACCAUUUUACUGUUGUUCAUCCUAUGUUGUAUCUUCCUUUAAAUGUAAUCAGUGUGGACAAGACUUCAGUCAUAAAUUUGACCUCAUGAGACAUGAGAGAAUUCAUGCUGGAGAGAAACUUUAUGAAUGUAAGGAAUGUGGAAAAGCCUUUAGCAGGAAGGAAAAUCUUAUUACACAUCAGAAAAUUCAUACUGGGGAAAAACCAUAUAAAUGUAAUGAAUGUGGGAAAGCUUUCAUUCAGAUGUCAAAUCUUAUUAGACACCAGAGAAUUCAUACUGGGGAGAAACCUUAUGCAUGUAAGGAUUGUUGGAAAGCCUUCAGCCAGAAAUCAAAUCUUAUUGAACAUGAGAGAAUUCACACUGGAGAAAAACCCUAUGAAUGUAAGGAAUGUGGGAAGUCCUUCAGCCAGAAGCAAAAUCUUAUUGAGCAUGAGAAAAUUCAUACUGGGGAGAAACCUUAUGCAUGUAAUGAAUGUGGUAGAGCUUUUUCUCGAAUGUCAUCUGUUACUCUACAUAUGAGAAGUCACACAGGGGAGAAACCCUAUAAAUGUAAUAAAUGUGGAAAAGCUUUCUCUCAAUGCUCUGUAUUUAUUAUACAUAUGAGAAGUCAUACUGGUGAGAAACCCUAUGUAUGUAGUGAAUGUGGGAAAGCUUUCUCUCAAAGUUCAUCUCUUACUGUACAUAUGAGAAAUCAUACAUCUGAGAAACCAUAUGAAUGUAAUGAAUGUGGAAAAGCCUUCAGCCGGAAAGAAAAUCUUAUUACACAUCAGAAAAUUCAUACUGGAGAGAAACCUUAUGAAUGCAAUGACUGUGGGAAAGCCUUUAUUCAGAUGUCAAACCUCAUUCGACACCAAAGAAUUCAUACCGGUGAGAAACCCUAUGCAUGUACAGGGUGUGGGAAAGCCUUUAGUCAGAAAUCAAAUCUCACUGAACAUGAGAAAAUUCAUACUGGAGAGAAGCCCUAUCAUUGUAAUCAGUGUGGGAAAGCUUUCAGUCAGAGACAAAAUCUUCUAGAGCAUGAAAAAAUUCACACUGGAGAGAAACCAUUUAAAUGUAAUGAAUGUGGUAAAGCUUUCUCUCGAAUCUCAUCUCUUACUCUUCAUGUGAGAAGUCAUACGGGGGAGAAACCUUAUGAAUGUAAUAAAUGUGGAAAAGCUUUUUCUCAAUGUUCAUUACUUAUUAUACAUAUGAGAAGUCAUACUGGUGAGAAACCCUUUGAAUGUAAUGAAUGUGGGAAAGCAUUCUCUCAAAGAGCAUCCCUUUCUAUACAUAAGAGAGGUCAUACAGGUGAGAAACACCGAGUGUACUAAGUGAAGGAAGGCCUUCUCUUAAAUUCAAUAUAUGUUUUACUUAAAAUAUCUUGGUGUAAGCUCAAAAAAAUGAACAAGAUCUUUAUGGAAAAAUUAUAAUACUUUGUUGAAGGUUGUAAGACUUCAAUAAAUGGAGAAAAAUACCAUAUAAAUAGUUAAAGAAGCUCAGAAUCAUAAAAAUCUCCAUUCUAAAAAUCUGUAGAGUGAAGUUCAAAACAAAAUCUAAAAAUAAUUUUCUAGGAUCUUUACAAAAUGAUUCUAAACUUUAUGUGAAAUAGAAGUCUAUGGAUUGCUGAGACAAUUUUGAGAAAGGGCAGAGGAGAGACCUUCACCAUAUACUACACAUAUAAAGUUAUAGUCAUUAAAAACGUGGAUGGUAUAAGUGUAUCAGUAGCUACAUAAGCAGAUUUUAAAGAAUAGAGUGUCUAGAAACAGACCUGUCAACUUGGUGUAUAUUAGACCUGACAUCAUGAGUUAGUAGGGAAAUGAUGACAUGACCUAGUCAGUAAAAAUUGUUGGUGUAUUUGACUCUCCAUGCUGAGAAAAAUAAAAUAAAAUUACAUACAACCUUACAACAUGUAAAGAAAUAGUAUUCUAAUGGAGUUGAAUACCACAAUGUGAAAAGCCAAACUCUGAAAAUAGAGGGUAUUGUUUGUGACCUUGAGGCAAGGAAGCAUUUUUUUUUAAAGACAAAAAGACCUUACAAUUCCACUUCUGAAUAUAUAUUCUAUAGAAACUCAAAAAU
Lemur catta (Ring-tailed lemur) is the source of this 4131-nucleotide messenger RNA. It is a transcript of the gene ZNF568, whose product is annotated as zinc finger protein 568. Gene Ontology annotation, molecular function: DNA-binding transcription repressor activity, RNA polymerase II-specific. Gene Ontology annotation, biological process: negative regulation of transcription by RNA polymerase II. The record is from RefSeq and is a predicted model, not a curated record. The transcript has 6 exons. Lineage: Eukaryota; Metazoa; Chordata; Mammalia; Primates; Lemuridae. The coding region runs from base 1446 to 3386 and encodes 646 amino acids.